Molecule: messenger RNA, 672 nt
Organism: Cladocopium goreaui
Lineage: Eukaryota; Dinophyceae; Suessiales; Symbiodiniaceae
Source: the annotation of a GenBank genome assembly
UGUUCCUCUCUAGAUCCACAUGCUGGUGUCGUUGCAGCAGGCCUGUGCCACCCGUCACAGUGCGGGCUUGUUGCUGCCCACUCGGCCACCGCAGCGGUCCUCGGCACCACCGGAGGGAGCUUUGCGGAUCACGGUGGUGACGCCACGAAAGGGGCGUUACGAGCUGGUUGUUCGCGAAGACUCCACUCAAGAGGAUCUGCGGCAGCAGCUCCAUGAAGCCAAGACCCAGAACGUGCAUCUGCGACCCUACCACGAUCCCACAAAGUUGAAAUCCCGUGAAGAUGUGGAGAUGCGAAUUCUCUACAAAGGCAUCCCCAUGAAGUCCACCUUGAAGCAGCUGGGAGUGUCCAGUGGAGCGACUUUAUUGGCUCUACCCGAGUUGCGCGAACCGCGCAUUGGGCUGCACGGGGUCUCGAAUGCCGCGCCACGGGGAUUGCUCAUGACCUCCAACAGGGCAUGGAAGCCUUCGCAAGCGCGGAAGCCCCGCGAGGCUUUGUUCAUCACACCAGAGGUGGGUAGCUACCGAGCCAACCUAGUGCACCCGGUGUUAAAUCCACAUCCGCCGUUGCCAAUGCCCAGCUGAAAGGCCUGGUGAAGGAGCGAGGCUGUUUCACUGAUGAGCCAAAACUGGGCAUCAUUUGGGAUGAGCAUUCCGCAGAAAAUCCGAGAAAA